CCACGAACCCCUGGUCUUGGAUGUUGUCAAUGGACGACAGAUCUCGCCAAGCGAUGAACCGUUGCUAGGCCGCGAGGUUUAGCUGUAGAAGGUGUACAAGGAAUCAUCCCCUGGUGUUCCCUCAGUUGCAUUCGCUUUCGAAGACCUUGCAACCGAGAUGCCUCCCAAGCGCAACAUUGCAGCGGAAGAUGUGGAUGAAGCUGAUGAUGAUGAGGUGGAGAGGUUGAUCAACAGAGAUGAUGAUAUAGCAGAUGAUGAUGAAGACUUCUUCCUCAAGGGUCCUUCCAGCAAAAAAACUGUUCGAUUUGCUUCAGAUAAACUAAAAGAUGUGAGGGUGCAGAUUGCUGAGGUAACUGAUGUAAUGCGAGAUAAUGUUGGGCGGCUCUUGGAAAGAGGAGACCAGCUGGACAAUCUCCAGGAUCGAUCAGAGGGACUUGCAACCACUUCUGAUCAAUUCCGAACCACAGCAACCCGCUUGAGACGCAACAUGUGGUGGCAGAAUACACGUGCAAAACUUUGCAUUGGAGUCACAGUAACUGUCAUUUUGCUAUUGAUAUUUAUUCCAGUCAUUAUCAAAAUGAAUUCAUAGACCAGCCAAAGACCAACAUGUGCAAUCUUUCAUGGUAAUGGAACCCUAGUCUGAUCCUCUGUAGAGAGAGGAUAAAUUUUCUAAUUCUACAGCUCAUUUUGGCAUAUGAACUUAAUGUUACCAAGGGUGAUCUGUAUAUUUUUACAGAGCAAAGUUAAAUAUUGAUGCAGCUAUAUAAUUUUGGAAUAUUGCAUGAAUUACUGCAACUUUGGAAGUUCUUACAUUUGAAGACCUUUCACUAUGCUACAUCACAAGGCAUUGUCUCAAACACCUGAAUGUCUUGCAUUGAUAUCUUGCAAAGUCCAAGGCUUCAGAGUGAGUAGACAGAUUUUGUUAUUUUGAUUUUGUUCUCAAAAGAUGUAGUAUCCCUCUUUGUAUACUUUUGGAAGUUUUAAUUUUACAUUAUAAUUUAUUGUCAGGUUUGCUUGGCAUGGUAAUAUGAAUAACAAACAUGCUUAUCAGAAUGUCUUCUUUGUAUUAUAGAGUACUGAAAUGUAUCAGUACAGGAGUUUUUAACCUGUCCUGGUUUAUGACAGUAAUCGGGUAAAGUCAUAUAGUUAUUGCUGAUAUAAGAAUGUUCAUAUUUAUGUGGCAUAUCAUACUAUCAAAUGUAUGCCCAAAUACUCUAAACCCAAUAAAACCAGUUCAAAGUCUUGGUAAGGUCAGGCGAGGGCAAGUGUACAUUAGUGCACACUGCUUCAAGCUUGGGCGAUUGUCCAGCUUGUGGUAAGGUGUGUGAGUCCUCCUGUCAAUUGGGACAUUGACUUGUGACAUGAUUAUGCGUCACCUGGCAUCUGUGAUUAUUGGUCAUAGCAUGGUAGCAUGUAUCCUGUCAUUAGAGGUUAAUAUGUUUAUAUUGCAGUCAGCAUAGAUCUUAAAAGCAUGAUGUAUCCAUGUUCAAGCUAAUUUUUUUCAAGGAAUUGGACUAUUAGAUGUUCUUAUGGUACCCAACCAGAUUUUAACAGAAUUUCCUCUUGAUAUGAUAUAGUUUCAGUUUCAUAAAUUGUAUGCAUCUGUGUACUAGAUAAGCCAUAUGAAGCAUCAAAAACAUAUUUAUGUUUUAAUUGUAUAUGUAUAUAUUUUGCUUAGGUAAUCCAUUUUUUGUAACUUUAUUCUUUCAAAUUUAAUAUGAAAAGGGUUCACUUGGCAUAGAUACAUAUAUUCAAAAAACAAGAUGUACUUUUGUUGUACUUUCUUAUUACUACAAUGAUUUUUUUUUUACAAUUUAUUUAUUCUCAUAUAUUUUCUAGUCUUCCUGCUGUCAGAUAAUUGGCAAAGUGAGAUCUCUCAAGAAUGUUUUGUCUAGGUGGGAAUUAUUGAUGUCAACCUGAAUUGGCCAUAUACAGUACCUUGUAGUAAGGAAGAUGUUUGUCAGGAGUAACUUAUUCUACUGGGCAUAUCUGGAGACUUAAGAGCAGCCAAAGUAGUGGUUGGUGGAUUCGUAACUGAACAAAGUUGUGCAAUUUACUUAUUGAUGGCUGUGUUUCUUUAAUUUAUUUUAGUCAUGUAAAAGCUUUAAGAUACAAGGUUUACUUUGGUGGAGAAAUACAGAUUGUUAGUAAUUUAGGUAUAAAUGAUCAACUUUUUAUUCUGUGUUGCCACCUUUGAUUAUUUAUUGCAAGAGGAGAUAAAAUGUAAUGUGUAUGUUAGAUUGACAUUUUGCAUGUGAAGUAGGGAAAGCUAAGUUCAAUGCAUAUUUGCAUGUAUAAAAUCUCAAUUUUGAAAGAGUCAUGACAAAGCACAUUUCAUUAGUGGUCUUGAUAGCAAAAUACAUAAUUGUCUUACAUUUGUAUAUUACUUUUGAUAUAUAUAUAAAUAUAUAUAUAUAUUCAUUUCAUGCUACACUAUGUAUGAAUGUCAGAAUAUGACAUUGAAAUCUUUUACACACACACACACACACACACACACACACACACACACACACACACACACACACACACACACACACACACACACACACACACACACACACACACACACACACACACACACACACACACACACACACACACACACACACACACACACACACACACACACACACACACACACACACACACACACACACACACACACACACACACACACACACACACACAGAGUUAAUACAGAAAUUAAUGCUGCAGAGUAAGAUUAUAUAUUUGCCUUAGUUUGGAAUGGUAGACUUGAUAUGGUUAUAGAUUAGAAGAUGAUCAGGAUGUAGAUAUCAUGCUCAGUCUACAUAUUUAUGUAACAUAUCACACAAUUUCAGAUCUAUGUUUUUGCUAGGCAAACAUCUGAAACUGGUAUGAGAAAUGUAUAUAUUUUUGUUCUGUUCUUUCACAUAUCCAAUAAUGUCAAUAGGAAAAAAAAGGCAAUAUGGAAGAGGUGCAUUAUCUGUUACCAGUGCAUAUCAACUGUGUCAGUACCAUAUGUAGGUGGUGUGAUUACUCUGCAUUUGAUCCCUAUUGAACAAAUAAAGGAGCUUUUAUUGUUGUAAUUUAUUGACUAUGAAUAUACUGUCAAGAUGUAGCAUGGGUUGUAAUUUGCUCUACAUUGAUUUUGGUUCCAUUUUGAAUUGUGCUUAGUCAUGGUAUCUAUUUUGGAGGUCAAGUUAAAGAUUAUAUAUAGAAAUGGUAGAGCAAUAUCACCAGAUUUGAUGAACUUUAUAAAAUAUUCUUCCAUCAAACUGGAUUCUUAAUUUUUGUAAGCAAAGCAGUGAUUACGUCAAAGUCCUUUCUGGCUCUGUUGCUUCCUUAGGGCAAUAAAUUGAAAAAGACCUGGAUUACUAUUGAGGUUUCCAGCUCUUUGUUUCAUUGCUCUGUUUACCACUUGAUCAACAAGAAUCUUCCAUUCUCGUUUUUGCAGACUUGGUUCUGCAAAUAACAAAAUAGUAAUCAGUGGUCUCAUUUAUUUUUAAGGAAACCUUAACUUGACUUUAGUUGUAGGUUAAAUGUGAAAGUGUGUAUUCAGUCAGAGGAUGUUUUAAUAAUAUUUUAUCCAUUCAAGUUGGGGUACAUGUAUACCCAUAUUACUCAUCUGUCAAGCUUACAGAUGUUUGUACUCAUGUUCAGCUAUGUGGAUGUCCCAUAUCUAAGAUGAAGCUUAUUCAUUAAAUUUAUUUUGAAAUAAGAUUGUUUGAAUUUUUAAUCUAAGAAAAACAGAAAAACUCCAAAGAAUGUGACUGUCUUGAUAAUUUAGAUUUUUGUUGUCGCAAGAUGGCAGCAUUGCUAUUGGCAGUUUUGGACAGACGAAAGUCAGUAUGCCAAUCUGAUUUUUAUUUUACAAUUAGAAGUGCUUGGUGCUUUUCUUCAGUGUGUGUCAUGGUCUGGAAGUUAUAAUCUUUUCUAGUGUGUAAAAUGAAGACAUUAUAAAAAUUGUACGUAUUGUAGUAUGAUAUUUUUUCUUUUUGCUGAGAGUGAAGUGGUAAGUGCAUGAAAUAGAAAAUACAGUGAUCAUAUGCAUACCUAAACAUUUUAUUGAUUGAAUUUGAGAGAGAUGAAGCUCCUUCUGCUUAAAUUACUUAGACAAGACUCAGCAACAGGAUAUUUUGCACUACCAUUGCUGUAAAACUUGACUUCUAAGUAAGUAAUAGCUAAUUUGUCUGUGUAUGAAGUCAUUAAUAUGUACAUUUGUUCAAACUAUCAAUAGGCCCAACUCAGGUUCACAUGCCCUUACUUACAUAUUUCAUGUGAAGCUAAAUGCAAUUUUUAAAAACUUUUAUACUGUAUGAAUAUGAAUGAAAUUAUAAUGAGCUUAUGAA
Molecule: messenger RNA, 4331 nt
Organism: Penaeus chinensis
Lineage: Eukaryota; Metazoa; Arthropoda; Malacostraca; Decapoda; Penaeidae
Product: vesicle-associated membrane protein 4-like
Exons: 5
Coding region: 158-589 (143 amino acids)
Biological process (GO): vesicle-mediated transport; Golgi ribbon formation
Cellular component (GO): membrane
Source: RefSeq, a predicted model, not a curated record